Molecule: messenger RNA, 1776 nt
Organism: Cladocopium goreaui
Lineage: Eukaryota; Dinophyceae; Suessiales; Symbiodiniaceae
Source: the annotation of a GenBank genome assembly
AUGGCAGAGAAUGAUGACAGUCGGAUGCUGAAACUCCAGAUCUCCGGUUUGGUGGGCGAUGGCUUCGAGUUUGAAGCUCCGGCCUCGAUGUUGGGCUCUGAGUUGCUAGAGAUGCUCCGGGAGCGGGUGGCCCAAAAGCCUGGCACGCGGCUGUCGUUGCAUCAUGAGGCGCGGAUGCUGGAGACCCAGAAGAGUCUGAAGGAACAAGGCUUCCUGGAGGAAGCUGACAGAGUGGGGUUUGUAAGCUUGACCUAUGUUCACAGCAGGGUUGACCUGCGCUUGGCCUGGGCCUUCCUGGUCGAUUCAGAGGAAGUGGAAUCCAUUGAAGGGGUCAGCGAGGUGUGUGGCUUACAGCGCUUAGAUCAGCUGCGCAAACUUCCUAGCAGCCUGCAAGCCUUGACGUUGGACUGGUGGGAGGUUGGAUGGUUGGAUGGCUUGCAGAAUUUGCGGCGGCUGAGCAUUGGAGACCACUUCAAUCAGAGCUUGGAAGGAGUGAAGUGGCCCCCCAACCUGGAGCAACUCAGCUUUGGCUAUAGAUUCAACAAGCCUUUGGAGGUGCCGUUUCCCAGUAGCCUGCGAAGCUUAACCUUGGGAAACGACUUCGACCUGUCCUUGGAUGAAGUGAAAUGGCCACAGCUGCAGAGCUUGACAUUGGGCGAAUGCUUCAAUAGCAGCCUGAAGGGAACGAACCUGCCGGGCAGCUUGAAGAGCUUGACUUUCGGCAACAAAUUCAACAAGUCUUUGGAUCAGGUCGUGUUACCUGCAUCUCUGGAAUGUCUGCACUUUGGCGAAGGAUUCGAUCAACCCCUGGAGCACGUGACCUGGCCCCCGGCCUUGAUAGACCUGACCUUGAGCGCACGCUUCAAUCAGCGCCUGGAGCUGUUGAAAUUUCCAGAGACUUUGCGGAGCUUGACACUAGGGCGAAACUUCAAUCAGAAUUUGUUCUGGAUGAGGUGGCCCAGCAGCUUGCAAACCUUGACGUUGGGCGUCUUCUUCAAUCAGAGCUUGGAGCAGGUGAAGUUGCCCAACUUGCAAAGCCUGACAUUUGGCUACAGCUUCAACCAGAGUUUGAAGCCAGUCACGUUGCCCAGCACUUUGCAACAUUUGAAACUUGGAGGCGGAUUCACUCAGAGUUUAGUGGGAGUUCAGUUCCCUGGCGGUCUGCAAAGUCUCACGCUUGGGGGGCGAAACUUCAGGCCCAGUUUGUUUCAGGAUGCGCUUCCGCGGACUUUAAAGAGCUUAACUUUUGGCCGUUUGUUCAAUCAGAACUUAGCUUCCGUGACGCUUCCGGACCUCGACAGCCUGACAUUUGGGGACAACUUCAACUUGAGUCUAGGGACCGUGAAUCUUCCACAAAGCUUGCUGCACCUGACCCUGGGAGAAAAGUUUGAUUUUUCCAUUGUGGAGAUCCGCUGGCCCCCAAACCUGCUGAGCCUUACGUUUGGGUCAAACUUCAACCAGAGCUUGGCGCAUGUCCAUCUGCCCGCGAGCCUAGAAACUCUGGUCUUCGGAGAGAGCUUCAACCAAUGCGUCGGUGACUUACCCAGCAACUUGAGGAGCCUCAGCUUUCGCUCCUCCGAUUUAGUGCCGCCCUUUUCGUGGCCCAGCCGCCUACAGCACCUGACCUUUGCGCCUCGUUCCCGGCAGUGUCUGGAACGCUCCCCAGCGCUGCCGGAGGGAUUGGAGACGUUGAUCCUGGGCCAGUCGCAGCCGCCGCAGCACUUGCCCAAGGGGCUGAAGGUCUUUCAGUGUGCUGAUCUGCUGCUGAAAGCUUAG